This is a messenger RNA of Penicillium taxi, 381 nucleotides long. Its product is annotated as Peptidase M20. The transcript has 2 exons. Lineage: Eukaryota; Fungi; Ascomycota; Eurotiomycetes; Eurotiales; Aspergillaceae. The record is from RefSeq and is a predicted model, not a curated record. Gene Ontology annotation, molecular function: hydrolase activity. Bases 1 to 381 code for a protein of 126 amino acids.
AUGAAGUCAGGUCUCACCGCAGAAAUGGCAGCUCUUGCCUCUAUCAAAGCCCGUCGAAUCCCACUACGGGGAGAUGUCAUUUUCGCCGCUAUCUCGGACGAAGAAGAUAAAUCUCAAGGCACACAAGAUCUGAUCGCCGCUGGCUGGCGUGCAGACGGAGCUGUUAUUCCGGAGCCUACCAAUCGCAGUGCGGUUCACGGUUCAGAUCCGACCACUGGAGUUGAUUCAAUUCUUCACGCCGGUUGGCCUCUCACUUCACUGGAGGAAUACCAACACCAUCUACCAGUUGAUGAAGUUGUCGAUCCUUCGUCCUUGAAUUGCAGUCUAAUUCGUGGAGAAGAACCGUCUUCAUACCCAACAAAGUGUACCGUGAUGAUUUAA